CGGGGCUGCGCCGCGUGGAGUGGCCUGGCCUAACAGCAGGGAGGGCAGAGCUAUGCUCUUUGACCUCCUAGAAGAGUCACGUGGGCUGACCCGGAGCCGGGGCGGAAAGGGUGCAUUAGUUUCUUCCGGGUCAUUGACAGAAGCGUCAAUUCCUGGGAGUAGUUUGUUGGUUUUCCCUUCAUGCUUUUGCCUGCUCCCGGCGAGGGGUGGCUUUGAUUUCGGAGAUGAGCUCCCAGAAAGGCAACGUGGCUCGUUCCAGACCUCAGAAGCACCAGAAUACGUUUAGCUUCAAAAAUGACAAGUUCGAUAAGAGUGUGCAGACCAAGAAAAUUAAUGCAAAACUUCAUGAUGGAGUAUGUCAGCGCUGUAAAGAAGUUCUUGAGUGGCGUGUAAAAUACAGCAAAUACAAACCAUUAACAAAACCUAAAAAAUGUGUUAAAUGUUUACAAAAGACAGUGAAGGAUUCUUAUCACAUAAUGUGUAGACUGUGUGCCUGUGAACUUGAAGUUUGCGCAAAAUGUGGAAAGAAAGAAGACAUUGUUAUUCCGUUGAAUAAAGAAACAGAAAAAAUAGAACAUACUGAAAAUAAUCUAAGUUCCAACCAUAGAAGAAGCUGCAGAAGAAAUGAAGAAAGUGAUGAUGAUUUAGAUUUUGAUAUUGAUUUAGAAGACACAGGAGGAGACCUUCAAAUGAAUUAAUAUCACUGUAUUAAAAGUUGGCCGGGCACAGUGGCUCACGCCUGUAAUCCCAGCACUUUGGGAGGCCAAGACGGGCUACACUCCAGC
Molecule: messenger RNA, 785 nt
Organism: Cercocebus atys (sooty mangabey)
Lineage: Eukaryota; Metazoa; Chordata; Mammalia; Primates; Cercopithecidae
Product: chromosome unknown open reading frame, human C9orf85
Exons: 4
Coding region: 225-698 (157 amino acids)
Source: RefSeq, a predicted model, not a curated record